UUGGCUGAAGUGGACCUGUUGCCAUGACGACGGCGAGGGGUUUGGUAGCGUUGCCGUGCGUUGUGUGAUCUGCGCGCUGCGUGUAUGGAGGAAGCAGCUGCUGAUCUGAUCUCUGACAUUGUGUGUGAGACAGACAAGACAUCUGAAUAAACUGCGCGCAGACGUGUCUUUAAAAGCACCGCACCGAGGCACGCCGUGCAUGAUUACCUCUUUGAUUUAAUGGGUCCAAUUAUUGGGAUGUCACCAGAUAAGAAAACGGAAAUUCCGGGUAUGCAAGAGGAGCGGGCAGGGCUCAGAGGUGUCUGCGGUGUAGGAACGCUGCCCGAGGCGGAGUGCGCGUCCAGUCCGCUGGCAACUAGCGUGGAUCGUACCGGAGGCACCGAGGAUGAGGAGCUCACUAACCUCAACUGGCUCCACGAGAACCUGCUUCAGAACUUUACUCUCGGGGGCCCCGAAGCUCAGACGAGCGGCAGCCCCCUCUUUGACAUAGAAGGAGACUACGGGUCGAACCAGGGCCCGUCGUCCUCCUCAUCUUCGUCACACAACAGAGGCAGGGAGAGGGAUUCGAUGAAGUCGAAACCACCUUUCUCAUUUUCCCUGCUCAUCUACAUGGCCAUCGAGCAGUCUCCCAGCAAGUCGUUGCCUGUCAAAGAAAUCUACGGCUGGAUACUCGAGCACUUCCCGUAUUUCUCCAACGCUCCCACUGGCUGGAAGAACUCAGUUCGUCACAACUUGUCCCUGAACAAAUGCUUCCGCAAGGUCGAAAGGAGCUUGGGAAAGGCCAAUGGAAAAGGGUCGCUCUGGUGUGUUGACCCUGAGUACCGCCCCAACCUAAUUCAAGCUCUUAAGAAGCAGCACUUCCCAGCCGCACAUGCCUUCUGCACACCACCCGCCUCCCCACCCAGUGCCUCCUCACCCCCUCGUCAUCUCUUUCUACAAGGUUGCUCAUUUAAAGAGUCUGACAUUGAUGCUGCCACUGCCAUGAUGCUCUUAAACUCUGCCCCUGGGCACCACGUUGACCCAUGCAAUUCUGACAGCCCUCUGGACCUCUCUCGGCCCGACUCUGUCUUGGUGAGCAGCGAUCCAAAACAGGACCACAACUACAGCAGCGCAGCCCUGCAACGCUGCUCCUCUCGCUCCUCCUCAUCUUCUCUUUCCUCCCUGGACGAAGGCGGCUGCGAACGUAGGCAGUCUCGCCGCGCCGGCAGCGAGGGUUUCCACAGCGACGAGGACUCCGACCUCUGGGACGAGAGGGGCAUUCACCAGACUUCUCGCCGUCCGCUCGCCGUCAAGUGGCCCCUUAGCAAGAGGGCGCGACGUGAAGUCAAGCCAGAGCUGGACGAGGAGCUGAAGGAAGCCGCCGGCUCCUUGCUGCACCUCGCCGGUAUACGCAGCUGCACGGAGGGCUCCAAACGCACUGUCAAGAGCACAAAACUUAGCAGGAAAUGAAUUUUCUUUUACCCCCAUAAGACCCUGGACCCAGUGAAACCCUAACCUCUGACCCCCUGUGUCCCAGUGUGCCUCCUUCUCCUAAUCUGAUCGUUCACUGGCCAUUUUGAGCCUUUUCUCUUUUCCUUUUUUUUUGGUUUGUUUGUUUGGGAGUAUCUCUGUCCAACAAAACAAAUGGCAAUAGUAUCGUUCACACAGGAGAACAAAGCCAUAUACAUUAACUCGGGGGUAACUUUUGAGGGUGGGUGUUUGGGCUUAUGGAGAACCAUCAAGAUACCUAUCCAAAACGACCUGCCUGCUUUCUGUUGGAUUAGAGGACUGUGAUUCAAGAAGUUUCCUCUCAAAGACAAAGUGACACAAGAAGAAAAAAAUAAAUAAAACAAAAAAAAGGCUGAAAGCUGGUUUUAUAACUCAAAGCGUUGCAUGCUUCCUCUUCAAACCCGUAUCCUCUUCCAAGUGAAUCUAUUUAUGAAGCGAACGAGUGCAUGUUUGUAACAGAUGAAAUCUAACCUCCUGGUGUUGACAUUUUCUCCUUUUAUUUUUCCUUUUUUGUUGGUUUUGUGCUAAAGGAAAAAUAAAUUACCACUGUUUGGAAAGGAGUUCCUGCUCUUGUAGAAGAAAAAAGAAAGAGAUGCAAUAAUUAAUCCUCAACCUUAACUUUCUGACAUUAUUCCAUGGUGGCAUAUAUCAGUCAAGUAUGCUAGUUAAACUUUACAAUUAAGCGAAUGAACGGAGUAGUAUUAUGAUCUUGUUAUGCGAUAAACUUACUACACGCGAGCCGCGUCUCGUUUUCAGGAUUAGCAAAAUGUGGAUAUAGUAUUACUCUGCCACUGCCAAAUUGAGUUGCAAAGUUAGCUAGGACUUUGCUUGAUUUUGCGCGGCCAUUGCAGCACAGCUGUUUUCUUUCUGUUUGUGUUUGUUCGUUUGUUUUCUUCCCAAUCCACUGUUAAUGGGACAUCUUUUCUCAUGUUUGGCGACAACCUAUGCAAAGGGUACAUCUGCCUUGUUUUGCCAGGUGUUCGCUGCGUGUUCAUAGGUUAUCCUCCAUAAAUUUUCUUUUUUGUGUGCACGUACACAUGUGCGUAUCACAGUGCAUGCCGACAUCAGCUGGACCCUUGGAUGACAGUCACGAGAAAGAGUUUAAAAAUUUUUUUAAUCCUUCUACUGACAAAUACAAUGAAUAUAAUGUACUAUCGUAAUGACACAUCUCCCUGCUACUGCUGUACUGUAAGAGCUGCUCGGUGCUCUGCUUGCUUUUGGGCUUUCUGAAUGCAGAGUUGGCUAAUAGUGAGGCGAAGGGGAAAACGGAGCGGAUGGUAAAUGACCGCCACGUCUCACGCCAAUAUUUGGAUUUGCAGUUUGAUUAUAUCUCUGGCCUUGUUUAUGAUACCUUGUACUUUAGAUAAUUACUAAGUUAUACAGGUAAUUCUGAGUUGGCUGAUCUUGUGGCCAAGUUAAUUCACAUCUUGAAGGAAGGUGUGUGUGUGUUUUUUGUUUUGGGGUUUUUUUCUGUUCUGAGACCCACAGCAUAGAGCAUCCAAAUGUAAAUAACAAGAAGGGGGACAGUAUAGUCACAAAGAAGUCAACUCUGUACACGCAGUUGCUCGCAGGCGAGAUGCUGAAGACGCUUGUUUGUGCUCUGUGCUGUGCCCUCGGUUUUGGCUGGCUGCUAGUUUUUCGUCCUUGCUCUUCCUCCUAGAACAAAAUAAGGAAGUGCACGUUCUCUUCUCAAGCUGUGAAAUGGAGUGUUUAUUGUCAGUUGAUUGCACGCGGUUCUCUGAGGGGAAGUUGCGAGCCACUUGCAUAGAAGGCCACAGUUUUCUGUUUUUUAAAAAACAAACAAACAAAAAAACCCAAAUAGAAGCAGCGUACAGUCAACAGUAGCAUAGAUGAGUGAUAGGAUAACAAGCUGGAAAAUGUAUCCCCCCCCCCUGUACUGGAUCACAUGGUGUGACUGGUAGUAUAGAGUGCAUGGUCGGUGCCAAACAUUUUGUCGUGCCACUGAUGCAAAACUGCAAACUGGCUGCUUUGUUUUUUUUGUUAAUAUCUAUAAACCCCUCCUACUGCCACACUGUAAUUGUGAUCUGGAGUUUUUGAAUCAGGAAACGGGCGAUGACUCUGGUCAGUACGGUGACAUAACCAAUCUUUUGGUUUACAUUUGUCGCUAUUGAGUGGGAACUGCUCUUUGCAGACUAAGCCGCAGUUCUCAGCUGAUAACCGAGUGCAUACACUGGUCUUGUUUAGCUGUGAAAAAGAAAAAAAAAAGAACAAAUUGUUGUUCAUUAAUCAUCACCUUAUUUAUGACUUUAAUUUAUGGGACUUUUUCCCCCGAACGCAUCAGACACUGGUUAUUUAAAAUAAAUGACUAGGCACAGUAAUUUUUUUCCCUUCAUUCUG
Pundamilia nyererei is the source of this 3846-nucleotide messenger RNA. It is a transcript of the gene foxn2a, whose product is annotated as forkhead box N2a. The transcript has 6 exons. Gene Ontology annotation, biological process: regulation of DNA-templated transcription. The record is from RefSeq and is a predicted model, not a curated record. Gene Ontology annotation, cellular component: nucleus. Gene Ontology annotation, molecular function: cis-regulatory region sequence-specific DNA binding; DNA-binding transcription factor activity. The coding region runs from base 220 to 1449 and encodes 409 amino acids. NCBI's taxonomy places the organism in Eukaryota, Metazoa, Chordata, Actinopteri, Cichliformes, Cichlidae.